This is a messenger RNA of Colletotrichum gloeosporioides, 1539 nucleotides long. Its product is annotated as Cytochrome P450 monooxygenase mpaDE. NCBI's taxonomy places the organism in Eukaryota, Fungi, Ascomycota, Sordariomycetes, Glomerellales, Glomerellaceae. Gene Ontology annotation, molecular function: monooxygenase activity; iron ion binding; oxidoreductase activity, acting on paired donors, with incorporation or reduction of molecular oxygen. The record is from RefSeq and is a predicted model, not a curated record. The coding region runs from base 1 to 1539 and encodes 512 amino acids. The transcript is spliced from 6 exons.
AUGCCGGGUCACGAUGUCUUUGGAGCCUUUAAGGGCUUCGUUUCGAUGGCGCCGUCAGCGGUCGCCGUUGCGGGUGCGCUGGUCCUGUUGGCGGUGUGGUAUUUCAGAACAUGGUAUCGCCUGAGGCACAUUCCAGGCCCGACGCUCAAUGCGAUUUCGAUUUUGCCGAUGCAGCUCAUGACUCGGGGAGGGAAGUUGAGCUUCAUGUUGAAGGAGCUGGGUGACAAGCAUGGUCCUCUGGUUCGCGUUGGCCCCAACGAGGUCCUUUUCGGAGAUGCAGAUACCUACCGCAAAAUCUCGGCAGUCCGCUCAGACUUCACAAAGGGACCGUGGUAUGAGCUGGCCAAAGUGGUCCCGGACCAGCACAGCCUGUUCUCAAUGAGAGAUGAUGAGCAACGGAAAGAGUUGAGGGCGAAGCUGAGUGAAGGCUAUGCCGGUCGAGACAACGGUGGUUUCGAGUCUGGGGUGGACAAGAUGGUUACCCAAUUCGUUGACCUCGUCGAAUCAAAAUACGUCUCCACGGCCACCGACUACCGGCCGAUAGAAUUCUCCCACAAGUCCCAGUACUUUGCGCUGGACGUCAUCGGUCAGCUCUCAUUCGGCGAGGCGCUGGGCUUCCUAGCAAACGAUGAGGACCUCUGGGGUUAUGUUUCGACGAACGAUCAGGUCUUUCCAGCACUUGCACUCAUGCUGAACAUUCCGCAUGUAGGCAUCAUGAUGCAGCGCUGGCCAUUCAGCAAGUUGCUGCCAUUUUCCAGUGAUGAGUAUGGGUUUGGCAAGCUAAUGCAUGUUGCUCAGCGAUUGGCUGACAAGAAAAUUGAAUCUGAAGAAGACUCAAAAGGGACCAUGGUCCGACAUCACCUACGUAAUGGUGUCACAUACAAAGAGCUCCUGGCGGAGAUCUUUCUUGAGUUCAUCGCCGGCUCAGAUUCAACCGCCACAGCUAUUCGCAUGACCAUGCUCUGCCUCCUCAACACCCCCGCCACCCUAAACGGACUCCGCCGCGAGAUCGACACAGCAAUUGCCCAGGGCCGGAUCAGCUCGCCCAUCACCGACAUCGAGGCCCGCGAUUUGCCCUAUCUUCAAGCUGUGAUUAAAGAAGGUAUCCGCAUGUACCCUCCUUCAACGGGUCUCAACUACAAGCAGGUCGCGAAAGGCGGGGCUGAACUCUGCGGUUACUUCCUCCCAGAAGGAACGCAAUUAGGCGUCAACGUUCAGAAGUUGAUGAGGUCCAAGGAGACCUUUGGCAUUGACGCGGACGUGUUCCGCCCGGAAAGAUGGCUUGAGGCCGCUGCCGAUGAGGAACGGUUCAAGGAAAUGGGCGACGUCGUCGAACUCGCCUUCGGUUAUGGACGGUUUCAAUGUCUUGGUAAGACCAUUGCGUAUAUGGAGCUGAACAAGAUCUUUGUCGAGUUACUUCGGAGGUUCGACUUCGCGGUGGUCAAGCCUCAAGAGCCGCUGAACCUUUACGAUGCGGCGUUUUGGGUUACGACGGACUUUUGGCUACGUGUUACUCGACGACUUGAUACCGAUCCUUAG